AUGGGUGUGCGUUUGUUGAACGGCCGCCCUCUUGACCUGGAGAAGAAGACGUAUGGAACAUGGCCCGGCCAAAGUCGUUGGGAGAGUCUGACGGGCGUCAAGCCGCUCAAGCGUACUACUAACCAACGUAGAGGAGGAUUUAUUUACUCUUGCAAGCAUGGAGCUUUGGUGAAGCGGAUGUAUGCACGCAGGUGUCCCAUGGGUCAAGGAUCCCCAUGCAGCGCUUACAUCCGGGACUGCGACGAACACCACCUGAGGGAGUAUAUUUUUGACUUUCUUGGUCUGGCCCCGCCGUCAAAGAGCGGAUGCUCCAUGCUGCAGCCCAAAAUCGAAAGACACUUCAAGGGAGAAAGCCGAAAGUUUCCCCAAAGGUUGGGUAAAGAGAAGGAUGGCAACGGGAACAAAUCCGAUGGAAUCGGGGGGCAUCUCGCAGAGAAGGGAACCCACGGUACGGCGCGGGAUGGGUAUUCCGCGGCCGGUAGCAGCCCAGCCCAGAUAGAGUCUGCCUCGUCUAGAGACGAGCAAUCGAAAGAUUCCUCACACAUGUCCCCCGCCUUUGACGGAGCCGGAUGGCUCGCUCCUUCGCUGUUCUUCGAGAGAAUUCUCGAAUGGUACGAUGAUGGUGGUGGCGGCGGUGGUGGUGGUGGAUAA
This is a messenger RNA of Colletotrichum paranaense, 651 nucleotides long. RefSeq lists its product as uncharacterized. Bases 1 to 651 code for a protein of 216 amino acids. The record is from RefSeq and is a predicted model, not a curated record. The transcript has 3 exons. NCBI's taxonomy places the organism in Eukaryota, Fungi, Ascomycota, Sordariomycetes, Glomerellales, Glomerellaceae.